CCUUGCCAGUGACAGGCUCUUUCCAUCCAGCCGGCUGCACAGAAGCAGAGUUGUCCAGGCUAGUAUAGCACCUUGUGCUCUCCUUUACUCCUUGCUUCUCUGUGGGAGAGGGAAAAGGCUCUGAAGAUGGACCUGUCAUACAGAUCCACCAUCUCCAUCUAUAAGAGUAUCCUGGAGCAGUUCAACCCUGCACUGGAGAACCUGGUGUACCUGGGGAACAAUUACCUGCAUGCCUUCCAUGCAUUAUCCAAAGCGGCUGAAGUGUAUUUUAAGGCAAUUGAGAAGAUUGGGGAGCAAGCACUGCAGAGUUCCUCCUCACACAUGCUGGGUGAAAUUCUGAUGCAGAUGUCUGCCACGCAAAGACUCCUGAGCUCUGAUUUGGAAAUUGUGGCUCAGACAUUCCAUGUGGACCUGCUGCAGCACAUGGAGAAGAACACAAAAAUGGAUGUGCAGUUCAUCAGUGAAAGCCAGAAGCAGUAUGAGCUGCAGUACCAACGCAGAGCCACCAACCUGGAUAAGUGCAUGGCAGAGCUGUGGAGAAUGGAGAGAGCUCGUGAUAAAAAUGUCCGGGAGAUGAAGGAGAGUGUGAUGCGGCUGCGAUCGGAGAUGCAGGCGUUCGUCUCGCAGAGUCAGAGGGAGGCUGAGCUGGAGGAGAAACGCCGCUACCGCUUCCUGGCUGAAAAGCACCAGAUGCUCUACAACACUCUCCUCCAGUUCUACAGCAGGGCCCGGGGUGUGAUCCAGACCAAGGCUCCACAGUGGAAGGAGCAGCUGGAUGCCAGCCGCAACCCCGCAAACAGCCACUCGCAGGGGCUUCUCACCGCCUCCCACAGCCAGGGGUAUCCGUCGGGCCGGCUCACCCCCAGCCACCUCGAGAUGCCCCAGAGACCCCUUGGGGACUUUGCUGCUCCCAUGACUGGGAGCAGAUCCAGCAUCUUCUCUCCAGAUCCUCCAGAAAUGAGACAGUCUCCUCAACCAGAGACCCCCAGGCGGCUGCUGCGGAGGACACCAUCAGCCAGUUUGCUCCCUACUGGCCGCAGCUCCCGCUCGGGUUCCUUCGGCGAGGCCAGCGGCAGCAGCGAGGGCAGGAGGAGGAGCGGCACGGCCAGGGUGCAGGCUAUCGCGUCCCACUCGAUGGGCGCCAACCGGACCCUGCUGCGGUUUGACCCCGGGGACGUCAUCACGGUGCUGAUGCCGGAGGCCCAGAACGGCUGGCUCUAUGGCAAGCUGGAGGGCUCCUCCAUAUGUGGCUGGUUCCCCGAAGCUUACGUCAAGCCUCUGGAGGAUGCCAGGGAGAUGGAGGAGCCAGCCACCAGAUCCUUCCCACUGCGAGGCAGUCACAGUAUGGAUAACAUCCUGGACCAUCCCAGCACUCCUACUUCCAGCAAUUACUGGCCUGCCUCUGCCCAGCCCAGUUUGCCGAACCCACCUCCCCUCUCAGUGGGGACCAGCAGUCACCAGGGUGGGAAAGCCACCCCAGUCAGCUCUGUCUCCAAGAAAUCAGGAGCUUUUGACCAGCCCCCUGAACUCUUCCCACGAGGUACCAACCCCUUUGCCACGGUCAAGCUGCGUCCCACAGUCACCAACGACCGCUCGGCACCCAUCAUCCGAUGAGGGGGGCUGCAGGUGGCAGAGGAUUUCAGCAGGGAAGGGGGAGGCAUAUGAGUGACAGGCUGUGACCCCCAGCUGGGCAGCUAUCUCAUGCUACCACUCAUGCAGUAACUUCUCUUUUCCCCUGCCUUCCCUCCGGGUGAUGGGGACACAUCUUGCCUGCCUGUCCGGCAGCAGCCGAUCCCGGCUGCUCUUUUUGGCUUGUCCCCUGUGCCCCCUCCCCGUGUGAUGUUGCUGUUCUUGAGAGGGAGAAGUCUGGUGGUACUGGUGCUGGUGGCCUGGAGGGGAGGAUGCUGCUGGUCUGUGAGGUGGAGGGACUGAUGGAUAAGAUCAUCUGCAGCAUCGGGCAGUGCUAGCAGGAUGAGGAAGGUGAAGCUUUGCUGGCUCUGCUGUGGGCAGAGAGGACAUUCACCAAACAGUCGCUUUGCUACCAGAAGAGUGAAUUCCAAAGGGAGGAGGCCACAAGAAGGCAUCCAGUGACAUGGGCCAGCUGGUGGGAUCUGCAGCACACAGCUCUCUGCUCUCACACCCUUUGGCCAUUGGUGCCCAUCUGUAGCAGCAUCUGCCUCUUCUUGCCCCCAGUGCAGCCCCUUCCCUCACUGGGCAGCUCUAGGGCAAGGUGGGGGUGGGUGACAGUGCCCAGCACUUCUGUCCUGCUCCUUUGCCUAUUGUCCUGCAGAAAAGAUUUGUGGGUUGUUGGUUUUUUUUUAAUAAAAUGGAGAAUGCUGCUUCCA
This is a messenger RNA of Apus apus (common swift), 2345 nucleotides long. It is a transcript of the gene BAIAP2L2, whose product is annotated as BAR/IMD domain containing adaptor protein 2 like 2. Gene Ontology annotation, molecular function: protein binding. Gene Ontology annotation, cellular component: cytosol; nucleoplasm. The record is from RefSeq and is a predicted model, not a curated record. The coding region runs from base 127 to 1614 and encodes 495 amino acids. The transcript has 14 exons. Gene Ontology annotation, biological process: actin filament bundle assembly; plasma membrane organization; positive regulation of actin filament polymerization. NCBI's taxonomy places the organism in Eukaryota, Metazoa, Chordata, Aves, Apodiformes, Apodidae.